GUCUAGACGAUUGGAGUUAUGAAGAAAUGUGGAGCACGUUUUUGAAGUUUGGUAGAGUUUUUGAUAUCUAUUCGCCAAAUAGAAGAAGCAGGAAUGGAAGUAGAUUCGGCUUUGUGAGAUUUCUAGGGGUGACUGACAAGAAGGAAAUGGAAAGGAAGUUGAAUUAGAUUUGGGUUAGAGGCCGGAAAGUGUGGGUGAACAUGCCAAGGUUCAAUUCUAAGAAGAAGGAAGUUGGGGUAAAAAGAAAAUAUAACGGAAGGAUGGCAAAUGUUCAGAGUAAAAGUUAUGCUGAGGUGGUAAAAGGAUCACAAGAGAAGGAGAUGGCAGCGGAUCAAAGCAUUCAGAGAAUGGUUGAUCGUGGCAGAGAUAGAAGUACUGUCAAAGAAGCUAAGAUGCAUGCAGGGCAUGACUUGCAAAGGAGAUACAGAGAUAGAAGUAGACACGAUCUUCGGCAAUCCGGAAAUAGGAGAGUGUGGAAAGAAAAAGGAAGAGGAGACAGCUGGGCUGGUAUGGAGUUCAACAUCAAACUGGAAGAGUAUGUGUGGCUCGAAGGCAGCUACGUUGGAAUAGUGCACUCUGUGGAGAUGGUACGCAACCUACAAGAAAAAUUCUAUAUGGAGGGGUAUUUUUCUUGUCAAAUCCGAGCAAUGGGAGGCAAAAUGGUUCUGUUAUCUAGACAGGAUAAAGAGGAAGUGAAGGAUUUAGUUGAAAUGGCAUCGGAGUGGCUGGGGCGUUGGUUUGAAGAAGUGAGGCCAUGGACACCACAGAUGACAGCAAAAGAGAGAUUUGUGUGGAUAAGGUGUCAAGGAGCACCAUUGAAUGUCUGGGGAAGUGAAUUCUUUUCAACCAUGGGUAGUUCAUGGGGCAAAUUUAUCUGCUUGGAUGAUAGUACAAGCAAGAAGGUAAGGUUUGACAUUGCUAGAUUUCUGAUUUCUUCUUCAGUUAUGGAGACAAUCAAUGUUACAAGGGAAAUCAAAAUCAAUGGAAGUUUAUUCAAGCUGAAAUUCACAGAGGAGGAAUCCAUUAAUAGCUUCUUCUCUUUGAAACAAGAUUUUAUGCCUUCCUUUAGUAGUGAAUUUGAAGAUCAUGAAACAUGGUCCAUCGGAACAGAAUCGGAGAUGCAAGACGAGGAAGAUGGAAGGAGGAAGGAGAAGGUUUCAGCCGGUUGUUCAACCGAAGAAGAUGAUGACGUAAUAGGACGUAAGAGAGAUGAAGAAAGAAGAAAUGAAGUUCAAUCUAGGAGGAAAGAAGGGGAUAUUGAAGAAACCGUUGGUGACAACUUGGAGAAAAUUCAAAUUUCAAAUGUAAGUGAAAGAAGCAGGCGGACAAAGGACGUGGCUACAGGUCAGAUGGUGCAGGCCAUUGUUUCGGUAAUUGGAGAAUCAAAAACAGAAGAUUAUACUGACAAAAUGAAGCCCAACAACCAAACGGUAACCAGGCCCACUUUGAAGGGAGAAAACCCAAAGGCAAUGGAGUCCACAAAUGUGGAAAUGGCCCAAAAAGAAACUAUAAUAGAGACCCCAAUUACAGACCAAAACAGAGACAAGUCUGGAACCGAAAAAUCUGCAGAAGAGAGGGGCGAUGAAGAAGAAGAUGCAUUUUGGAAAGGUCACGAAUCAGAGAGAAGCCGAAUAGAAGAGUGGAUCGGGAAACAGCUGGAGGAGAUUAACUCAAAAAAUGGUAGAAGGAAGGAGAUAUGGGACUUGGCGACGCAGUUAGGGGCGGUGGCGGAGAAUGACAAUGAGGUGAUUCAACGAAUUGAGGAAAUGGAGGACAGAGAUCGAAGAUCAAAAAGGAGUAUGGUAAACCGAGAGGUUGAAGCCGGUGGGAAGGAUAUGGAUUGGGUUGCUAAGCCUUCUAAUGGAAUGUCUGGAGGGUUGAUAUGUAUUUGGGACACUAAAAUGUUGAAGAAGAAAGAGACUAUAGAAGGAGAAAAUUUUUUAGGGGUGUUUGGACUGUGGGGACUAGAGGAGACACCGGUGUUCAUAAUAAACAUUUAUUCUCCGUGUCAAAUUACAAAAAAAAGGGCAUUAUGGGAGGAGCUGCAAGGUCUAAUUAUUAAUAGAAGGGGGAUGUGGUGCUUAACAGGGGAUUUUAACGCUGUAAGAAGGGUUGAGGAAAGAGCAGGUUGUAAGAUGGUGUCCAAUGAAAUGAGGGAGUUUGAUGCUUUUAUCCACAACAGUGAGCUGGUUUAUUUGCCUUUGAUAGGGAGAAAAUAUACUUGGUAUAAUUCAAAUGGGAAUCAAAUGAGUAGGAUUGAUAGAUUUCUGUUUUCAGAAGAAUGGAUAUCAAAGUGGAGCGAUUUGAAACAGUCGGGAUUGAGGAGGAAUGUAUCAGAUCACUGCCCUAUAAUGAUAAAAAAUGAGCAAGUCGACUGGGGUCCAAAACCGUUCAGAUUUUUUGAUGCUUGGUUGGACCAACCGGGAUGCAAGGAGGUGAUUAAGAGUGCAUGGUGUGACAACGAGGUGGACGGAUGGUAUGGAUUUAAAAUUAAAGAAAAGAUGAAAAGAACAAAGAAGGCACUAAAGGAGUGGAGUGGCAAAACCAACAGGGAGAUGGUUGAAAGAAUAAGGAAUGCAGAGUUAGUGAUCGCUUCUGUUGAUGAGAAAGGAGAGCAGCACCAGUUGUCAGAUAAUGACGUAGAAUUGAGGAGGAAUAGUUUUAUUGAAUUGUGGAAGAAUUUAAAAAUCAAGGAGAGGAUGAGUCAACAAAAAUCAAGAAAGCAGUGGCUGAAGGAAGGUGACGCAAACAAAAAAUUCUUUCACAGAAGCAUCAAGGGAAGAUGGAGCAAGAAUGAGAUUAAUAGUGUCCGGAUAAAUGGGGAGCAGCAUACAGGAGUGGAGGUAUUAAAGAGAGAGAUUGCUAAAUACUUCCAAGAUUUGUUCACAGAAGAAAAAUGGAGGAGACCAAAGCUAGAUGGAAUAUGCUUUAGGCAAAUCACAAAGGCUGAUAAUGAGUUUCUCACGGCUGCUUUUACGGAACAGGAAAUUAAAGAAGCAAUAUGGAACUGUGACCCUUCCAAAUCCCCAGGACUAGACGGAUUCAACUUCAGAUUUAUCAUAUCAAUGUGGGAUGUUAUAAAAGCUGAUAUUGUCAACUUUGUGCGGGAGUUCCAUCAGCAUGGUAGACUGGUCAAAGGGUCAAAUGCUUCCUUCAUUGUGUUAAUUCCAAAAACCGAAAAUCCACAAGCAAUUGAGGAAUAUAGGCCAAUUUCCUUGAUAGGAGUCACAUACAAAAUCAUUGCAAAGCUUCUAGCAAAUCGCUUGCAGAAGGUGCUGCCCAAGGUGAUUGGGGAGCAGCAGAUGGCUUUUAUCGAAGGAAGGCAUUUAGUGGACGGUGCAGUGAUUGCAAAUGAGAUUAUGGAUGGAGUUAAGAGGAAAAAGAAGAAGGGAUUUCUAUUUAAAGUCGACUUCGAGAAAGCCUACGACAAGGUAUGCUGGGAAUUCAUAGAAUAUAUGAUGAUGAGGAUGGGAUUCUAUGCAACAUGGAGGAAAUGGAUCCAAGAGUGCUUGGAAUCGAGCUCGGUGUCUAUUCUUGUCAAUGGCAGUCCGACGAACCAAUUCCCGGUUAAUAAAGGCAUUCGCCAAGGAGAUCCAUUAUCCCCGUUCUUAUUCUUGAUAGUGGCAGAGGGAUUGAAUGGACUACUGGCAUCGGAAGUGGAGAAGGGGAGGUACAAAGGAGUGGAAGUUGGGAGCGGAGAUGUAAUGGUCAUGCAUCUUCAAUUCGCGGACGACACAAUCUUCUUUGGAGAUGCAACGGAAGACAACAUAUGGGUGAUCAAAUGUAUUAUGAGGACAUUUGAGUUAGCCUCGGGAUUGAAGAUUAAUUUUAGGAAGAGCCAGUUGAUUGGUGUGGGAGCUGAUCAAAAUUGGUGUGCUAAAAUGGCAUUUCAGUUGUGCUGUAAGGAAGGGAAACUGCCAUUUAGGUAUUUGGGAAUACCAAUCGGAGGGAAUCACAGAAGAAGAGCUAUGUGGCAGCCAAUGGUGGAGUCUGUUAGAAAGAAGCUAGCCGCUGGAGAGGAUGGGGAAAGAGGUUUAGGAGUGAGGGAUUUGAGGAAAUUCAAUUUGGCAUUGAUGGGAAAAUGGUGGGGAAGGCUUGCAGAAAAUGGGGAGGGCAUGUGGAAAAAAAUUAUUGUUGCAAAAUAUGGAAAGGGAGGGGGGCAUUGGCAGGAUUGGAUAGAUGAAAGUAGAGGAGUAGGAUCAACUUGGUGGAGGGAUGUGUGUGAUAUAAAUGCAAUGGAUGGGGAAAGCAAUGGAUGGCUAAAAGAGGGUUUUAGGGUUAAGAUCGGGGAGGGUAAUACGGUCAAUUUCUGGUGGGACAAAUGGAGGGGAGAAGAGUGUCUAGCUAAUAUGUUUCCAAGACUGUACUUGUUAGCUACAGAGAAGACAAAGAUGUGCAGUGAAAUGGGAAGUAGAACUAGCGGUUUGUGGGAGUGGAACUUAACAUGGAGAAGGAAUUUAUUCGAAUGGGAAAAGGAGGAAGCAAUGGAAUUACACAACUCGAUUCAAAAUGUGCAACCGUCACAAGGAGGUAUGGAUAAGUGGGAGUGGAUACACAACAAGGAUGGCCAAUACUCAACAAAGUCAGCAUACUCAAUAUUGGCGAAAGAGGGGAGGGAAGCAACGGAAAUUACAACCUUCUGUAGAAUCUGGAAUUCUGUUCUGCCAAGCAAAAUUUCAGCAUUCAACUGGCAAUUACUACUUGACAGGAUUCCAACUAAAAUGAAUCUGAUGACAAGAGGGAUCAUCAAAGACAAUCAAGACUGCAAAUGCGGAUUAUGUGGUGAGGAAGAAGAGGACACAAAGCAUCUGUUUCUGGAGUGUAGUAUGGUCUGAUGGAUAUGGAUGGCUUGUGCAAAAUGGUGGGGUAUUAAUAUUACUUUGGGAGCGGACUGCUGGAAUACCUUUCAAGUGGCUGGAAGAGAACUAAAAGAGAAAGGUAGUAGAGAAGGGUGGGAUUGCAUUUGGAAUGCUCUUGUGUGGACAAUAUGGCUGGCUUGAAACAAAAAAACAUUCCAAGG
Molecule: messenger RNA, 5020 nt
Organism: Rubroshorea leprosula
Lineage: Eukaryota; Viridiplantae; Streptophyta; Magnoliopsida; Malvales; Dipterocarpaceae
Source: the annotation of a GenBank genome assembly